GACUCAGUCCCGCCUUUGUUCGGCAAAGAACCGAACUGAGCAUCGUUGGAUGAAACCCUAACUCGACGAGAUAGAAUCCUCCUUGACUCACCCGAGUCGUCUCGAAGCUGCUGAAAUUAGAUAAGGUGGGCUUCCCUCCGAUCGUUUUAUCAUGCGACAGACUGAAACUAUUCCUUGAUCAGCGGAUUUGGAUAGUUUUAUCAAGGUUCGGUUUUUCCCAAAAAUGACUCGGAAACGAUAUCAAGAAACCCAAGCAGGCUUCCAGUUGUUGAAAUCGAUAAAUGCGGACAAGUAUUUGAAGAAGAUAGGAUUAGGCAAAGAAGACUACCACUUUUGGAAGCAAGUUGGGAAGGCACUGCUGUGCACUUACACUCUCUUCGGCGUCGCGUGGCUUUACAACGAAACUUCCCCACUGGGGUGGUGGACGUUGAAGCCUAGGCCGAAGGAAGAGAGAGAGCUAGCCCAUUUAUAUGAGCGGAGGGAGUUUCCUUAUCCUGGUGACGCUGAGGCAAUGGAAGAGUUUGUUGCUAAAGGAGGCAUGAUUGGAACUACCAUUGGUCCUAAAGGGAUCGUAGAAACGGAUAAAGAUUCCUUUAAUUAUCAGAAGGAGAUGCAGAACAAGAAGUUUGAGCAGGAAGCAUUAAAGCUGUGGCUCAGGAUGAGGAAUGAGGUUGUUGCAGAGCUUCAGGAGAAAGGGUAUGAUGUUGAGUGAGUGCUUCCUACUAUAGCAUUUAGUGAAUCUGUGAGGGUUUCUGUAUGCAUUUCUAUAUAUCUUGUUUGAAUAUUGAGUUUCGUGGACGAUCUCAGUUAUGUUUAAUAUCCAUGUCUUGUUAACCCUUUUAAAUGCUG
Molecule: messenger RNA, 849 nt
Organism: Theobroma umbraticum
Lineage: Eukaryota; Viridiplantae; Streptophyta; Magnoliopsida; Malvales; Malvaceae
Product: homeobox prospero protein
Source: RefSeq, a predicted model, not a curated record